UUGUUUCUCCGACAGAAAAAUGGCUGCCCACUUGUCGUACGGCAGAGUGAACCUAAAUAUACUGAGAGAGGCAGCACGGAAAGAGCUUCGAGAGUUCCUGGACAAAUGUGCAGGAAGCAAGGCAAUAGUUUGGGAUGAAUAUUUAACUGGGCCUUUUGGACUGAUUGCCCAGUACUCUUUGUUAAAGGAACAUGAGGUGGAAAAGAUGUUUACCCUGAAGAGCGGCAGGCUCCCCUCGGCCGAUGUCAAAAAUAUUAUCUUUUUUGUCCGACCCAGGCUGGAGCUCAUGGACAUCAUUGCUGAGAAUGUAUUCAGUGAGGAUAAGAUGCACACACCCCGAGACUUCCACAUCUUGUUUGUGCCUCGGCGGAGCAUGCUGUGUGAGCAGCGGCUGAAGGAGCAGGGCGUGCUGGCCUCUUUCAUCAACAUCGACGAGUAUAUCCUGGACCUGAUUCCCUAUGAUGGCGACCUGCUGUCCAUGGAGUAUGAGAGUGCUUUCCGGGAGUGCUACCUCGAAAAUGACCAAACCAGCUUGUACCACACAGCCAAAGGCCUAAUGACUUUACAGGCUCUGUACGGCACCAUUCCGCAGAUAUAUGGGAAAGGAGAUUGUGCACGACAUGUUUCCAACAUGAUGCUGAGGAUGAAGAGGGAGUUCGCCGGCAGUCAAAACCAGAUUCUGCCCGUGUUCGAUACUCUUCUUCUGCUGGACCGUAACGUUGACCUGCUCACCCCUCUGGCCACUCAGCUCACCUACGAGGGUCUCAUUGAUGAGAUCUAUGGAAUCAAUAACGGUUAUGUCAAGUUACCUCCUGAGAAGUUUGCACAGAAGAAACAAGGUGAAGCAAGUAAAGAUUUACCCACAGAGCCCAAGAAGCUCCAGCUGAACUCCGCAGAGGAGCUUUAUGCUGAAAUCCGGGACAAAAACUUCAACGCUGUUGGAGCUGCUCUCAGCAAGAAGGCUAAAAUCAUAUCCGCUGCGUUUGAGGAACGUCAUAAUGCUAAAACAGUCGGGGAAAUCAAGCAGUUUGUGUCUCAGCUGCCUCACAUGCAGGCAGCAAGAAGUUCCCUGGCGAACCACACUUCAAUCGCUGAGCUGAUCAAGGACAUUACCACAUCUGAGGCUUUCUUUGACAAUCUGACUGUGGAGCAGGAGUUCAUGACCGGCGUUGAUACAGAUAAGGUGAACACAUACAUAGAAGACUGCAUCGCGCAGAAAGAUCCGCUGAUCAAGAUCCUGCGGCUGGUUUGCAUGCAGUCGGUCUGCAACAACGGCCUCAAGCAGAAGGUGUUCGAUUACUACAAGCGGGAGAUUCUCCAGACCUAUGGAUAUGAACACAUCCUGACGUUGAACAACCUGGAGAAGUCGGGUCUUUUGAGGCCGCAGACCGGCUCCAGGAAUAACUACCCCACCAUCAGGAAAACCCUCAAGCUGUGGAUGGAGGAUGCCAACGAGCAGAACCCCAAUGACAUCUCGUACGUGUACAGCGGCUACGCCCCGCUGAGCAUCCGACUGACUCAGGUGUUGGCGAGGCCCGGCUGGCGCAGCAUCGAAGAGGUGCUGAAGAUGCUCCCAGGUCCUCACUUUGAGGAGAGGCAGCAGCUUCCCUCCGGGCUUCAUAAGAAACGCCAGCAGGGAGAGAACCGGACGACUCUGGUGUUCUUCCUCGGCGGGGUGACGUACGCAGAAAUAGCCGCCCUGCGUUUCCUCUCGCAGAUGGAGGACAGCGGCAUGGAGUACAUCAUUGCCACCACCAAACUCAUAAAUGGCACCACGUGGAUCAAGUCCCUCAUGGACCGGCCCGAGUCCCAGACACCCUGAGUCACCUGCACUGCACGCACACCUGGACACAUCAAACGCCGCAUCCAUCAGAAAACCUCAGCUGAGGGUUUGUUUUUUUUUUUUUUUUACUUCCCCCCCACAUCAGGCUACUGCAGGUGCUUCAUUGAUGUCUGAGCUGUUUAACCAGCAGCGGCAAAACUCUUUAAAAGGUGUCCUGUUGUCCUGUUCCAGUCUUUCUGGAAAUAAAUUCAUCUCAUACAAGAAUUCUUUCGGCCUUGAACUUGUAUUGCGCGGCUUUCAGUUUCCUGCAUGUGGAAGAUCUACACUGAAUGACCUGCACAUGUACAACCCAGUGCACAUAACCCUGAUCAGUGCUACUAUAUUGAUUUGCAUCACUAAGCUUGUUGCUGUAGUGUGCAGUUACUGGAUGUUUUUUUUUUUUUUUACAUUUGAAGCCUUUUUGAAUGUUUGUGAUGAUUUCAUGUAUAAAACUAAUAAAGAUUAAUUUUGAUUUGCAUUUUUUUAAAGCUUUUGACCCCAUCUUUCUGUUAUU
This is a messenger RNA of Salarias fasciatus (jewelled blenny), 2336 nucleotides long. RefSeq names its product VPS33A core subunit of CORVET and HOPS complexes (gene vps33a). The transcript has 13 exons. The coding region runs from base 20 to 1822 and encodes 600 amino acids. The record is from RefSeq and is a predicted model, not a curated record. NCBI's taxonomy places the organism in Eukaryota, Metazoa, Chordata, Actinopteri, Blenniiformes, Blenniidae. Gene Ontology annotation, biological process: vesicle-mediated transport.